Messenger RNA from Zasmidium cellare ATCC 36951, 588 nucleotides. RefSeq lists its product as uncharacterized. Gene Ontology annotation, cellular component: small-subunit processome; nucleolus. NCBI's taxonomy places the organism in Eukaryota, Fungi, Ascomycota, Dothideomycetes, Mycosphaerellales, Mycosphaerellaceae. Bases 1 to 588 code for a protein of 195 amino acids. The record is from RefSeq and is a predicted model, not a curated record. The transcript is spliced from 3 exons.
AUGGGUGUCCAGAAGAAGACGCGCAAGUUCGCCGCCGUCAAGCGCGUCAUCGGACAGCGUGAUGCGCGGCUCAAGAAGAACAUUGUCAAGAAUGAAGCCGAGGACAAGAAGAAGGCCAAGGGCGAUGAGGUGAAGAGGGAGAUCCCGCAAGUGCCCAGCAGCAUGUUCUUCCAGCACAACACCGCCCUCCAACCGCCCUACCAGAUCCUCAUCGACACCAACUUCCUCUCCCACACCGUCCACCACAAAUUACCGCUCCUACCCACGCUCAUGGACACCCUCUACGCGACAUGUACCCCGAUCAUCACGAGCUGCGUCAUGGCGGAGUUGGAGAAGCUGGGACCCAAGUACCGCAUUGCUCUACAGAUUGCGCGAGACGAACGCUUCGAGAGACUUCAGUGUGACCACAAGGGCACCUACGCAGACGACUGUAUCGUGGAUCGUGUCAUGAAACAGAGGGUCUAUCUGGUGGCUACGAACGACAGGGACUUGAAGAGAAGAGUGAGGAAAAUUCCUGGAGUGCCUAUCUUGAGCGUAGCCCGCGGCAAAUUUGUCGUCGAGCGACUACCUGAUGCCCCGGAGAAGUGA